AUGGCCAUUCGGAGCCGAUGUCGCUCGACUGCCGAUCAGCGAACUCUCGGGGUCAGCAAGCGAAUGGGUUCGAAAAGCUAUAAGAGCCCCAGCUCAUCCUCUAUCCUGUCCCUCACCAACAAGGAUCAGAAUCAACCAACAAUGUCUUCCACCGCUCGAGACCAAGAAUCUACCUACUCCCAGAUGCCGACCAACGAGUCUCUCCGACAGGAAAUCAUCGAUGAAGACCCUUCGUUGUUCACUGCCGAAGAGACGAAGGCUGUCAGGCAUAAGUUCCUUGACAAUGGUUCUUCUGUCCCCGAGGAGGCUGCCGCGGAGGAACAGACUGCCACCCAGUCUGACGAGUGA
Cryptococcus amylolentus CBS 6039 is the source of this 348-nucleotide messenger RNA. RefSeq lists its product as hypothetical. The transcript has a single exon. Lineage: Eukaryota; Fungi; Basidiomycota; Tremellomycetes; Tremellales; Cryptococcaceae. The coding region runs from base 1 to 348 and encodes 115 amino acids. The record is from RefSeq and is a predicted model, not a curated record.